Messenger RNA from Syzygium oleosum, 1451 nucleotides. RefSeq lists its product as uncharacterized. Gene Ontology annotation, cellular component: cytoplasm. Bases 200 to 847 code for a protein of 215 amino acids. Lineage: Eukaryota; Viridiplantae; Streptophyta; Magnoliopsida; Myrtales; Myrtaceae. The record is from RefSeq and is a predicted model, not a curated record. Gene Ontology annotation, biological process: cytoskeleton organization; cell surface receptor signaling pathway. The transcript is spliced from 7 exons.
CAGUCGGAGAACAGAGACAGCACCAACGGCACGUGUACGAGAGAACCUCGGAGGCAGCAGCUCACCUCCCUCCUUUCUCUCUGCGCGUCGCUUCAUCGAGAAAGAAUCGGGAGGCGCAUCAACGUAAGACGAAGCGAGCACGCCUGCCGAAAAAGCAAGAAGCAAAAAAAAGCACGCCCCGUCUCUCUCUCCGGCAGCCAUGGACGUCGAUCCUCGUCAAUACGAGCACGUCGCUAUUAGUGAGGAUGACAUACACGAUGUUGUUCUGUCAUAUCUUGUGCAUAAUUGCUUCAAAGAAACUGUUGAAUCUUUCACCACCUGUACAGGGAUGAAGCAGCCAGCUGGUUGUCUUGAGGACAUGGAAAAAAGAAAAAGAAUUUUUCACUUUGCUUUGGAGGGUAAUGCUCUCAAGGCCAUCGAUCUGACUGAGGAGCUGGCUCCUGACUUGUUGGAGAAAAAUACGGACUUGCAUUUUGAUCUUCUAAGCCUUCAUUUUGUGAAGCUUGUCUGCUCCAGGAGAUGCACAGAAGCUCUUGAGUUUGCUCAGUCUAAAUUGGCUCCUUUCGGGAAGGUGCAAAAAUAUGUUGUAAAGCUAGAAGACUUCAUGGCUUUGCUUGCUUAUGAGGAGCCUGAAAAAUCACCAAUGUUUCAUCUUCUUAGCCUGGACUACAGGCAGCAUGUUGCUGAUAGCUUGAAUCGAGCAAUCCUUGCACAUGCAAACCAGCCAAGUCACUCCACACUGGAAAGGUUGAUAAAGCAGAUGAUGGUGGUUAGACAACUCUUAAGUCAAGAGCAUGGCCAGGAUACCUUUCUACCAUUUUCUUUGAGGGAUUUUUUGAAAAGCUAGUGGCAAUGCCUUCAGAGCACGGCGGAUGUAAUUAAGAUUAUUUUGCAGAUUUUCCACAUGGAAAUUUUAUGAAGGGUCUGGUUCAUGAUGGAAAAGAGUUUUCUUUUCCUGCCUGUUACGUCUGAAAAGUGCUGAGCAUGGUGUAUUGUUGAACUUCCUGCAUUUAGCAAGUUAUUCUCCUCUUGGUUGGCUGCAAGGAAUGGUUCUCAAAAUUAUGCCAAAGUCGAUGUCUUCAUCAGUGGUUAGUCGAUCAGUUUGUGUGCGGUGUGGUAGCUAACCGGAAUGAAGACCCUUGGAGUACAAGUUCUUGUUUUUGCACAUACCGCUUUGCCCUGUGAAUCCCUAGUUUACACUUCAAGUCACAAGUUACAACCAUCUCUUGGUGUUAUAAUAUGGGGAAACACAUAAAAAGCAGAAAGAAAGUUCCUUUAUAUCUUCUUUGCUAUCGGGAGAGCUUUUAUGUUUAGUAUGGUUCAGAUUGGCCAGGGUCAUCCAAUGUUCAGUAAACAUGUACUUUCUGCUUUUUCUAUGUGAUUUACCCUGGUGUAAUGACUUCUGGGAUAUUGAUAUAUUUGUUAGCUUUUGCUGUUUGUGCAUGACUAAA